Molecule: messenger RNA, 3470 nt
Organism: Melanotaenia boesemani (Boeseman's rainbowfish)
Lineage: Eukaryota; Metazoa; Chordata; Actinopteri; Atheriniformes; Melanotaeniidae
Gene: acox1
Product: acyl-CoA oxidase 1, palmitoyl
Exons: 14
Coding region: 108-2093 (661 amino acids)
Biological process (GO): fatty acid beta-oxidation using acyl-CoA oxidase; very long-chain fatty acid metabolic process; lipid homeostasis
Cellular component (GO): peroxisome
Molecular function (GO): FAD binding; fatty acid binding
Source: RefSeq, a predicted model, not a curated record
UGCGCAUGCGUACUAAAGAGGGUGCUGCUGGAGGUUAACUAUUAUACAACGCAUUUUAGUCUGCAUUUUUCUCACGAAAUUUAACGAUAGCGGUCAGAUAUAGAGCCAUGAAUCCUGAUAUAAAGAGAGAACGUGAAAAUGCGACAUUUGAUGUCAGUAAACUCACUAAUAUUUUGGACCAGGGCCAGGAGAAGACCAGAAGAAGACGAGAAAUUGAGUCACUGGUUUUCAAAGACCCAGACUUCAAUGAGCAGGACCCAAACUUCUUGUCCCGCAGUGAGCGCUAUGACCAGGCUGUUCGAAAAAGUGCCCAGAUGAUCCUGAAGCUCAGGGAGUUUGGCAUUGCUGACCCAGAGGAGAUCUAUCACUAUAAGAGUAUGGCUAAAGGAAACCAGACUGAAGCUUUGGGGCUACACUUUACCAUGUUCCUCCCAACCCUGUACAGCCAGUGUGACCCUCAGCAGUCCAAGAUAUGGUUGCCUCUGGCAAAGUCCUUCCAGGCUGUUGGCACAUAUGCCCAAACUGAGCUGGGUCACGGCACACACCUUAGAGGCCUGGAGACCACAGCCACAUAUGAUCCAGCCACACAGGAGUUUGUGCUGAACAGUCCCACUGUCAGCUCCAUUAAAUGGUGGCCUGGAGGACUUGGAAAGUCUUCAAACCAUGCCAUAGUUUUAGCCCAGCUUUACACUCUUGGAAACUGCCAUGGUCUUCAUGCGUUCAUUGUACCAAUCCGUGACAUGAACACACAUGAGCCCCUGCCAGGAAUCGUGGUUGGUGAUAUCGGACCCAAGUUUGGCUUUAAUGAAGUUGACAAUGGCUACUUGAAGUUGGAGAACGUACGGAUACCACGAAACAACAUGCUGAUGAAAUAUGCCAAGGUGGAGCCAGAUGGAACCUAUUUGAAACCAAAAAGUGCCAAGUUGACCUACGGCACCAUGGUGUUUGUCCGAUCCAUGAUUGUAGGCGAGUCAGCUCGGGCCCUUGCAAAGUCCUGCACCAUCGCCGUCCGCUACAGCGCUGUCCGUCACCAGUCUGAAAUCCGGCCUGGAGAACCAGAGCCUCAGAUCCUCGACUACCAAACGCAGCAGUACAAACUGUUCCCUCUGCUUGCCAUGGCCUACGCCUUCACGUUUGUUGGCCAGUACAUGACAAAGAUCUACCACCGCAUCUCUGGAGACAUCAACCAAGGGGACCUCAGUGAGCUGCCGGAGCUCCAUGCCCUGUCUGCAGGCCUGAAGGCCUUCACCACAUGGGAAGCCAACUCUGCCAUUGAAGUGUGCCGCAUGUCUUGCGGUGGCCACGGAUACUCUCGUAGCAGCGGCUUGCCAGACAUUUAUGUUGAGUUUACCCCAACCUGCACCUACGAGGGAGAGAACACUGUCAUGAUGCUGCAGACUGCCAGGUAUCUGGUGAAGAGCUACCGGCAGGCCAAGGAAGGCCAGCAACUGAGAGGCAUUGUCUCGUACCUGAAUGAGUCACAUGAUCGGAGGCUUCAGCCACAGGCCGUCGCUGCCAGACCAACUGUGGUUGACAUUAAUGACCUGACUAGCCUGGUGGAAGUCUACAAACUGCGAGCUGCCAUCUUAGUAGAGAUGGCAGCAAAGAGCAUCCAGCAGGAGCUGCAGCACAGGAAGAGUGAGGAGGACGCCUGGAACAGCAGCGCCAUCGACCUGGUCAGAGCUUCAGAUGCCCACUGUCACUAUGUUGUAGUGAAGGUAUUUACUGACAAGCUGGGGGAGAUUGGUGACACUGCCAUACACUCAGUUCUGUCUACGCUGGCUCUUCUCUAUGCCAUGAAUGGUAUCACAAAGAACUCUGGAGACUUCCUACUGGCUGGACUGCUGAAUGUGCCCCAGGUGCUGCAAAUUUCUGUUCGCAUCAAAGAGCUUCUGUCUCAGCUGAGGCCCAACGCCGUGGCUCUGGUAGACGCCUUUGACAUCCAUGACAAGAAGCUGAAUUCAGUGCUAGGUCGUUACGAUGGAAACGUCUAUGAGCAAAUGUUUGAGUGGGCUCGCUCCUCACCUCUCAACGCCACAGAGGUCCAUGAAUCCUUCCACAAGUACCUGAAGCCUCUGCGGUCCAAACUGUGAGCUCAUCAAUGAACCUUUACUCCCAGCUGAAACCCUUUAACUGUGUACAAGGAACAAGCUUAACACUAGUUAUCUGUCAGAUCAACCUCCCGACUCAUCUUUCCCUUUUGUAGUAAAGUGGGACACAAUAAACCAUCUUGAAAACUGUAAACUAAACCUAUAGUUGGGGACAUUGAAUGGACAUAGUAAGACUAGUCUGAACCCACAAAUAGCUUGAAGAAUAUUAAAACCAGUCAUUUAUUUACAGUUUUAGAUGGUCUCAUUCUUUGAAAAGAGCUUCCAUCUUAAAUUUUAUUAGGAUUUCAUGUUUCAGUGUCUUAUUUUCACUUUUCUGCUGUGCCUAAAGCUUUCUGUCUGUUGGCAGCACAAAAUGAACAUUUCUUUAUCCUAACAGUCUAUAAAUAGGAAUGUUAAAGGUUAGAAUAAUUAUACUAACUACAAAAUUGAAAUAAGUGUAAGAAACGGUACUUUUGUUUUUUCUAUCGAUAUGCAAACAGAUAUUAUUAAGGAGGACAUUUCUCAAUGACUAAGCUUCAAUGAAUUUCACUGCGUUGAUGCAGCCUCCUUUCUGCACAAUUCAGACGACUACGUACCUUUAAGGUCUAACAUGACUGACUUAAACAACACUUGCGCUGUUUGCAUUGGGCAAAUUUCCAGUAGCUUGCAACCUUUUAGUAUCAAAUGCCCAGUGGGUGACCAUGUUGGCAGUUUCCUCCUUUGCACAGAACACUGUUAGAAUCCAUUUUAUCAAGUCUCCCACUUGACAGUUUUCCAUUAAUAGAAGCUGAACCCGGAGGACACCUGACAGGCCUUCAGUGGCGGUUUCAGUUCAGCACUUUUAGAUCCUAAAUUCUUCAUUUUGUGAGAAAAUGAUUUCUCACUAGUAAAUAUUUCCUCUGCAAACGUGAAUGUGUUUGAAUGGCAGAAACUUUUCUGCAGAUAAUGCUGCAGGAUGAGGUUUCUACGCUGUCUAAAGAGCAUGCUAGGAGGACAAGUAGUCUGAACCUCCGGUGGUUUUUGAGCACUUACUAGGCCACAUGUGCACAGUAAUAAUGUCUGUGCUUAUGUAUUAUUCCUCCCUACCAUGUGGGGUUGAUAAGUUAAGAAGGGUUACACCCCAGUCAAUUUCUGGAUGGUUUCUUUUGUUGUUUUUAAUUAAGCACAUUUCCGAUUACAAACCUUGAAUAAAUCUGUUAAUAUGUUGUGAUGUUUAUUUCUUACUGUUGUCUGCUAAAUCAAUCUGUGCCACUUUUCUUUUGAUUAUUGCCUUCCUGUUUUUGUUAUUACAGUCAGAAAACAUGGUUUUAGAAAAUCUCGACUUGGCGAACAGAAAAGACAUUUUCUUCUAUUUGCUGUCAGUGGUAACUGAGACUAAAU